Messenger RNA from Candida dubliniensis CD36, 1218 nucleotides. RefSeq lists its product as uncharacterized. The record is from RefSeq and is a predicted model, not a curated record. Gene Ontology annotation, biological process: pseudouridine synthesis. The transcript has a single exon. Gene Ontology annotation, molecular function: RNA binding; pseudouridine synthase activity. Bases 1 to 1218 code for a protein of 405 amino acids. Lineage: Eukaryota; Fungi; Ascomycota; Pichiomycetes; Serinales; Debaryomycetaceae.
AUGUCAAAAUAUAUUGUUGAGAAUAACAUUAGAAAAGUAAUACCAUACUAUACAGACUUUCAAACAUUUGUUAAGAAAAGAUGGGAAGGAAAAACUAUCAUUGAUAUUUAUGAAUCUGAUUUUGGAGAAUGUGAAGAAAAUAUUCUUGAUGAUAUUGAAUCAGAGAAAUUAUACAUUGUCACCAACAGCAAUAAACCUAAUGACCAAUCAAUUUUAACAGGUGUCGAUAAACUAACUAAAAGAAAGCUUGAUGAGAAGGAUAUAAUAUGUCAUACCAAACAUCGACAUGAACCACCUAUACCAUGGUAUAAUGACAUUAUUAAACUGAUAUAUGAAGAUAAUGAGAUAUUAGUAGUGGACAAACCAUCUGGUAUACCAACACACCCAACAGGCAAUUACUAUCAUAAUUCAUUAUCAGAAAUAAUCAAACAACAAUAUAAUAUGGAUUCUAUUUGGACUUGUCAUAGAUUAGAUAAAGUGACAUCAGGAGUUCUUGUUCUUGCAAAGACUAAGAAUGGUGGAGUGAAAUUUCUGAAAUUAAUGAGAGAUUCUAAACAACACACAAAGAAAACAUAUUUGGCCCGAGUUUCUGGUAAAUUUCCUGAAGGUAUACAUCAAUAUCGAUGUCCAAUAUUUGCCGUUAAUAUGAAUGGAUAUUUAAUGUCAGGAAAUAUGGAGGAAUUACCGACGGAUUCAACAACAGUAUUUGAACAAAUCAAAUAUAAUGCAUGUUUGGAUCAAAGUUUGAUUAAAUGUAUUCCCAUAACGGGGAAAUUUCAUCAAAUAAGAAUUCAUCUACGUAACUUAGGGUUCCCGAUUGUUAAUGAUUCAUUUUAUCAACCAGAUAAACAAAAGAAUCAACUUACAUUACAGAAAUGCAAUAUUGAGAGGCAAUUGUAUAGUAAAUUGUUUGUUAAGUAUCCCCAGUUUGAGAAUUUCAAUGACAAGAACAACUUAACUAUUGUUGAUUCUCAUAUAAAUUUACUAGAAAUCAUUGAUUGGCAUAAUGAUGAAAAAUUAAAAGAUCUGCUCCUGAAAUUAAGGAAGGGUCAUGUUGAAAUGUUGGCUCAACAAAAACUGAUCAAUUGCAAUGAAUGUAAAAGAUCUUUAAUUGAUACAGAAUAUAAACUGAAUUCAAUGGUAUGGUUACAUGCAUUAAGCUUCAAAUAUGAUAAUUAUCAUUUUGAAACUGACUAUCCAGAUUGGGCUAAUAUAUAG